AUGGGAGUAAUGGAGAUGAAAAUUGACAUUUCAUUUUUUGAUCCAUUUGCUGCAUAUCAAAAUAGUCAACAAGGCAUACAUAGAAUUUCAAUAUUUAGACAUGCAUUCAAUGAAAAAAAUAUAAUACAUUCUCAAAAAAUAUUUCACAAUCGAAUAUUGAAUUUGCGCGAGUACCCAGUGCGAACCGGCGUGAUAAACUUUCCUGGAUACUUGGAAAUGGUAAACGAUGGAGAUAUUUUAAGACACACAAAAGUUUAUGGAAAUGUCUUGAAUUUAAUAUCACGUUACAUGAAUUUUAAGCCUAUGUCAAUAAUUCCACGAGACGUCGCUGCUUAUGGUGGACUUUUAGAAAAUGGUUCUGUUGUGGGACUUAUAGGACUUUUAGAACGCGAAGAGGUUGAAUUUGUAGCAAAUGUUAGAGUUUAUGAGCACAAUUUUCUUGAAAAUGCAACAUUUUCUUCUAUUCUGGGCGAAACAUCACAUUGCUUCAUUACUCCUAAUAAAAUAGCCAAUUUGAAGAGCACUUUUACCAGCAUAGUGGGCAAAAGGACAUAUUCUGGAUUAACAAUUACAUGCGUAAUUGCAGUUUUACUUAAGUAUAUUCACCAUAAACUUCAUUGUCAUUACGCUAAGACAUAUAAAAAAUUCGAUCUUUCCAAGCAUUUUAUAGAACUUCUUGCUUAUUAUUUACUAGUGUCUUAUAAAGUACCUACGAAUAGAUUUCACAAAAGUCUUUUCAUCGUUCUUAUAUUUAUGACGAUGGUGGUUAAUUUGACUUAUCAGGGCAACAUGGUGAAAAUAUUAACUCUGGAAACAAAAUCAGUGAAUUUGAAGAAUUUAAGAGAACUUGCAAAUAGCAAUUUGAAAAUUUUGAUGACAAUUGGAACCGCAAGUUAUAAUCCAUUUCGAGCUCUUGGAGAAAAAAUCAAUGAAAAAGUAAAAGCUCGUAUGAUUAAAGUUACUGAGUAUGAUGAAGGUAUAGAUAGAGUUAUUAAUAACAAAGAUAGUGCGUUUUUAGUAUUAAAAUCUUUUAUCGAUGUUUAUGGAAGUAAAUGGUAUUCUAAUAAAACUGGUUCAAGUUUGGUCAACGUAAUUUCUGACGAAGAAAAUAUGAGAGCAUUCCUUGCAUUACUGGUUAUAAGAAGAAGCCCGUAUUUAACUCGCAUCAACUCUAUGGUGAAAAGAAUUCGUGAAGCCGGAUUAUAUGAUAAAAUAUAUAGAGAUUCAGUUUUCAUAUCCCAGUUGCAGUUAUCUCGGAUGCCAAAACCGGCAAAUAAGACCAGUUUUUCUAUGGAAGAACUAUGGUUCAUAUUUUUACUUUUGGGUGCUUCAUUGACCGCGUGCACUGCCACAUUCCUUCUUGAAAUAAUAUAUAAAAAAAUUAGCAGCAGAAAGUUGUUUUUGACAGUUUAG
Messenger RNA from Ctenocephalides felis (cat flea), 1413 nucleotides. RefSeq lists its product as uncharacterized. NCBI's taxonomy places the organism in Eukaryota, Metazoa, Arthropoda, Insecta, Siphonaptera, Pulicidae. The transcript has a single exon. The coding region runs from base 1 to 1413 and encodes 470 amino acids. The record is from RefSeq and is a predicted model, not a curated record.